Molecule: messenger RNA, 1781 nt
Organism: Medioppia subpectinata
Lineage: Eukaryota; Metazoa; Arthropoda; Arachnida; Sarcoptiformes; Oppiidae
Source: the annotation of a GenBank genome assembly
GAGACCUCUGAUGCUAUUUAUAGUGAAUGUGUUUUUCAAUGUUUGGUUGCAUUGAAUGAGUGAAUGAGUGCUUCAAUGUGUGAGAGUCUGUGAAACGACCGGUAAGUGAAUGAAUGGAUUGCCACUGAUUUUCAUGUCAUUGCCGUCACUAUUGACUACAUUUCACGUAUAUUUACAUCACUUUAUCACACAUUGAAGUCAUGUUUCGGUCGGCGCUUAAACUCAACACUAUUUCGAAACUGUCGAAACAGAAUCGGAAUCAAUGUCUUCGGUAUUACACCACAGAUGGAGAUAAAAGCAGUGCAGCAAAAGUGGGUCUAAUUGUGGGCUCAUCUGUGGUGGGAGUGACGGCACUGACGAUAGGUUACGCCAAAUAUGAUCCCGAGUUUCGGCGAAAAGUGCAAAACUCUGUCCCUUUUUCUGACCAUUUGUUUAACGCAUUGUUGGGACCAUUGAUUCACAAAGAGUUGAGUAUUUCGUCCACUAAUGACUCGAAGACGAAAGACAAGAUUGAAAUCAGUUUUUUGGAUAAAAAGCGAAAUAGAAAUACAAUUCAAGCGAAUGAAAAGGAGUCCACAAUUAAUAAGAGUGUGAAUAGCAGUCAAAAUGUUGAUAAAAGUGGAGACAAACCGCACGAUUCGGGCAAAACAACGGAUACUAAAGAUUCAAAAACUGAUAAUCAGAAAGAAGACAAAAAAUCGGAAACAUUGUUCAAUACUGGAAACAAAGAGGAAAAGUCUGACAAAACCUCUGAAUUACCCGAUUCUUCCGUUUCACAGUUGGAUACGAUUAUUGCAAAUGAAGUUAUGAAGGAUUUGUUGACUCUUUUACCAACAGAUGACCAAAAACUCAGGAAAGAUAUUGAACUCGAAUAUCAACGAAAGAUUAAUAAACUCGAAGAGAAGUUUGAAUUAGAGUUGAAAACCCAAUUAAAACGACAAUUGACUGCUUUUAACGAGCAUUUAGACGAACAGAUGUCUCAAUUGAGGCAUCAAUUGAAACGAAAUUAUGACAAUAAAGUCGAAGAAAAUGUUUUAGAAGAACGAAAUCGACUUCAAUCGGAACUUUCCAACGGUUUCUAUAGAUUAAAAUUCUUAGAAGAACUUCUCAAAGCAAGAGAACAGUUAGAUAAAGACCAGCACUCGGUUCGUGAGCUCUGGGUCUUAGGGCAGGCUUUGAAGGAAGCGCUGAGCCAUAAGCCAACGAUGAGUGCAGAGACUUUGCCGAUAUCCUUAAGCCAAGAGAUGAGUGCCAUUGAAUCGAUUGUGAAUAAAGAGACACUAAAAGACAGGCCAUUAAUUCGUUGUGCACUCGAGAGCAUACCUAAAGAGGUCAUUACAACUGGUGUUUACAGUGAAGAGGAUUUGGCUAAAAGAUUUCAAAAAGUGGAUAAAUAUUGCAAACGAGUGGCUCUUAUUGGGGACGAAGGCGGAAGUCUUUACCUCUAUUUGUUAUCUUACGUUCAAUCGCUUCUAGUCUUCAGAGACUCGAGAAUACCGACCGAAGAACUGGAAGACAAAGAAGUUGAUCCAUCGAAUUGGGAUACUUUCGAUAUACUAACUCGUGUGAAACAUUGUCUGAAAAACCAUAACUUAGAAAUGGCCCUCAAAUAUGCAAAUCAAUUGAAAGGUGAGCCGAGAAAUGUGGCCAAAGACUGGAUUCGUGACACACGAACCCAUCUGGAGAUCAAACAAGCCAUCGAUCUCUUGAUCACUGAAGCCGACGCUAUUAACGUUCAGAUAAUUAAUUGAACUGUAAUUACAGUUUUAGAAAUUUUAAAU